This is a messenger RNA of Penicillium cinerascens, 1341 nucleotides long. Its product is annotated as NADH:flavin oxidoreductase/NADH oxidase family protein. Bases 1 to 1341 code for a protein of 446 amino acids. The record is from RefSeq and is a predicted model, not a curated record. The transcript is spliced from 2 exons. Gene Ontology annotation, molecular function: oxidoreductase activity; FMN binding. Lineage: Eukaryota; Fungi; Ascomycota; Eurotiomycetes; Eurotiales; Aspergillaceae.
AUGUCUUCCACUCCGAGACUUGAGUGCGCCGAUGUUGACCCCAGUCCUCUGGGGCAGCCCCUCCAGUUUACCUUUUCCGGCCGUACUGCACCAAACCGUUUCCUGAAGGGUGCCACGAGUGAGCGCCUUGCUUCGUUCUCGUUCAACGAUCUUAAUGCGCGCGGUAUCCCUUCCCCAGCAUUGAUCCAGGCCUACAAGAGUUGGGGCGAGGCCCAAAUAGGAAUCAACUUGACCGGCAAUGUCAUGAUCGACCCCGGUCACCUGGAGGCAGCCGGAAACCCAGUGAUUCCUCAACAUGCAGAGUUCUCCGGCGAGCGUUUCGAACGAUUCCAGGAGCUCGCAGCUGCUGGCAAGGCCAACGGAAUGCUCAUCGUUGCCCAGGUUGGACACCCGGGUCGUCAGACUCCUCAGUAUCUGCAGCCGAACCCCAUCAGUGCCAGUGAUGUGCAGUUUAAGGGUGGGCUUAGGGGCAUGAAAUUUGGACAGCCCCGUGCUGCGACUCAAGAAGAUAUUGCGAACAUCAUUGAUAGCUUUGCUCAUGCGGCGGAGUAUCUUGACAAGGCUGGCUUUGAUGGUAUGCAGCUUCACGGUGCUCACGGUUAUCUUCUGAGCCAGUUCUUGUCACCUACGACCAAUCUGCGAACCGAUCAGUAUGGUGGUGACUUGAAGAACCGGAUGAGAUUGAUCUUGGAGGUCAAAGAUGAGAUUUCCAAGAGAGUUCGCAAGGACUUUGUUGUUGGCAUCAAGAUCAACAGUGUUGAGUUCCAAGAGAAAGGAUUCCAGCCUGACGAAGCUAAGGAGCUUUGCCAGGCUCUCGAGGAGCAUGCUUUCGACUUUGUCGAGCUGUCUGGUGGCACUUAUGAGAACUGGCCGUUGGCUAACCAGAAGCGGCCUUCGACUGUAGCGCGUGAAGCAUUCUUCUUGGACUUCGCCAAGCUCAUCGUCCCUAGUUUGACCAAGACCAAGACCUACGUGACAGGCGGCCUGAAGACUGUGGAAGGCAUGGUUAAGGCCCUGGACACCGUCGAUGGAGUCGGACUCGCUCGCGCUCUCUGCCAAGAGCCGAACCUUUGCGCACACAUUCUCUCCGGGCAGGUCAAGGGAGCCUUGCUGCAGAAGCUGAACAUGCUGGACUUUGGUGCCACCGCUAGUGCGGCCGGCCUUCAGAUCUCGCAGAUGGGCAAGGGCUUGCAGCCUGUGGACCUUUCCGUGGAAGCGAAUGUGGCAAAGCUUUUCGCUACCUUGGAUGCGUGGGCUGCUGCGAGAACGGCGGAUUUGGAUAUGUAUGAGUUCCCCGUCAUUCCUGAUUACGAUAUCCCUUAUUCCACUGCGGUGCUGUGA